Molecule: messenger RNA, 1678 nt
Organism: Pterocles gutturalis (yellow-throated sandgrouse)
Lineage: Eukaryota; Metazoa; Chordata; Aves; Pterocliformes; Pteroclidae
Gene: UGDH
Product: UDP-glucose 6-dehydrogenase
Exons: 11
Coding region: 3-1487 (494 amino acids)
Biological process (GO): glycosaminoglycan biosynthetic process
Cellular component (GO): cytosol; nucleus
Molecular function (GO): NAD binding; UDP-glucose 6-dehydrogenase activity
Source: RefSeq, a predicted model, not a curated record
UCAUGUUUGAAAUUAAGAAGAUUUGCUGCAUUGGUGCUGGUUAUGUUGGUGGGCCAACCUGUAGUGUUAUUGCACAGAUGUGUCCCAAUAUCCAAGUUACUGUUGUCGAUGUAAAUGAGGCCAGAAUCAAUGCCUGGAAUUCAGAUACGCUCCCAAUCUACGAGCCAGGGUUAAAAGAAGUGGUAGAAUCCUGUCGAGGAAGAAACCUCUUCUUUUCCACCAGUAUUGAUGAUGCAAUUAGAGAAGCUGAUCUUGUAUUUAUUUCUGUUAACACUCCAACAAAGACCUAUGGCAUGGGAAAAGGACGAGCAGCUGAUCUGAAAUACAUUGAAGCUUGUGCUAGGCGAAUUGUACAAAACUCAAAUGGCUAUAAAAUUGUCACUGAGAAAAGCACAGUUCCAGUGCGUGCUGCAGAGAGCAUUCGUCGAAUAUUUGAUGCUAAUACGAAGCCUAACUUGGAUUUGCAGGUGUUGUCUAACCCAGAGUUCCUUGCAGAAGGGACGGCCAUCAAGGACCUGAAGAACCCAGACAGAGUGCUUAUUGGUGGAGAUGAUUCUCCAGAGGGACAGAAAGCUGUCCGUGCUCUUUGUGCUGUUUAUGAGCACUGGGUGCCUAAAGAAAAAAUCCUCACAACAAAUACUUGGUCAUCAGAACUUUCUAAACUGGCAGCUAAUGCUUUUCUUGCCCAAAGAAUCAGCAGCAUCAAUUCAAUCAGUGCUCUGUGUGAAGCUACAGGAGCAGAUGUUGAAGAAGUAGCAAGAGCUAUUGGGACAGACCAAAGAAUUGGAAACAAGUUUCUCAAAGCCAGUGUUGGGUUUGGAGGUAGCUGUUUUCAGAAGGAUGUCUUGAAUUUAGUGUACCUCUGUGAGGCACUGAACUUGCCUGAAGUAGCCCGCUACUGGCAACAGGUAAUAGACAUGAAUGAUUAUCAGAGAAGAAGAUUUGCUUCCCGCAUUAUUGACAGUUUGUUCAAUACUGUCACUGAUAAGAAAAUUGCUAUUUUAGGGUUUGCAUUCAAAAAGGAUACUGGAGACACAAGAGAGUCAUCCAGUAUCUACAUUAGCAAGUAUUUAAUGGAUGAAGGAGCAAAGCUCCAUAUCUAUGAUCCUAAAGUACCUAAGGAACAAAUAAUCUUGGAUCUCUCACAUCCAGGUGUUUCAGAAGAUAACCAAGUGUCUCGGUUGGUCACUAUAAGUAAAGAUCCCUAUGAAGCCUGCGAUGGAGCUCAUGCCCUUGUAAUUUGCACUGAAUGGGACAUGUUUAAGGAGUUGGAUUAUGAACGUAUUCAUAAGAAGAUGCUGAAGCCUGCAUUUAUCUUUGAUGGUAGGAGAGUUCUAGAUGAUCUUCACAAUGAGCUACAAGUCAUUGGCUUCCAGAUUGAAACAAUUGGGAAGAAGGUGUCAGCCAAAAGAAUUCCUUUUGCUUCUUCAUGUGAAAUUCCUAAGUUCAGCCUGCAGGACCCACCUGUCAAGAAGCCUAGAGUAUAAUGUUUAAUAGGAAUUCUGUGGACCUUCUUAGUUGUAAUAACUGUAAGCCUAUGCUUUUUUUAAAGGAAAGAUAUUUUUCAUAAACUAAAAACCAAUUUUACACUAGAAAUGGUACCUAGUACAUGUGAUUUCAUUCUAUUUUCAAAUCUCUAUUUUUAUAACUAUUUUUUUUGAUUACUGAAGAUGGUACA